GACUAAUAAAACGAAAUGGAAAGAGUGGAAACUGUAGAAAAUCUGCUGCAUUUGUGGGGAUUUAGUGAUUUGUGUAAAAAAUUUGAAGAACAUCAAAUCACGUUGGAUAUUUUACCAUCUUUAAUUCAGGACACCUUUCUCAAUGAUAUAAUUCCCCAAUAUGGAAGGCGGUUGAUUUUCAAGAAGAAAGUGGAGGAAUAUCUUGGACAGAAAUAUAAGGACACUGAAUUGUUAGAGGAGGAAACCCUGGAUGAAACCAACAUUGACAAUCAAGGUAUAAUAUCGUUAUCUGGAGCUGAUAUCAUAUCAUUCUCGGCUACAAGGGACCAACAGGUAUCCCACUCCCCAGUUGUAUAUGAUUUUCAAAUACCCAGCUCAUCAGCAUCUUCAUCUACAUAUACAUUGCUGUCAAAUGCUAGUGGUUAUUCAAGUACUCCAAACAUUCAGAGUGAGGAUGAAGGUCCCAUAAAAAAAAGGAAGCUCUCAAAAGUGGAGGAUUUCAAUCUAAAAUCCCUCUUGGAGUCUACCUGCAUCGGUAGAGCAAUUUUAAAUUUAUACCAACUGAAAGGCAGUCUUGAUGCCACCUGUCAAGGUCAUCUUGUCGAUAUCAUAUCUACAUAUUUUCUUACUGGAGAUUUUGAGCGUUUGACAAAUUUUCACUUCAACGCUAUUUGUGACAAAAUCAUAGAGACAUUUCCGAAGGAGGUGAAAGAAGCUUACUACACACCACCCAUUAAGAAAAGGCAAUCAAGGGAUAAUAAACCCGGUAUUGCAAAAGGAAAGUUGGUAGACAAAUAUCGGAAUAAGUUGACUUUUUUACGAAAGGCAAAAAUUCUACCGUCAAGAUUAACUAGUGUAGACGACGAGGAGGAAGAAAGGGUUGUACUUAACGUGGAUGACUUAGAACAAGCUAGCCUAAACUGGCUUAAACAUAACAUAGAACCAUGGUCGACGGCAGACAUAACCCUAUCAGACAUAUAUGAAGAGUGGACAAUUCUCAAGCAACCGUUGGGACAUACUUUGAUCGACCACGAUUUUGAAAAGUUGUUCCCCGAUGUAGGAAACUUGUUCUAUAACAACUGGGAUGUAGUGCUAUUAAAACUUAUAGAGAUACGAAAGCAUGUGUUAAAUGAAACCGAUCAAUUGUUAUUAGAUAUCUUAAAGACCGAUGCCGUAAAUAAAGAUUACCAGGAUUACCUUAUGCUAACCUUGUUAGCUUCUCUACUUCCUUGUCGAGCGAGACAUGUAAAAAAAAAUAAAAACCAAUGGAAGCCAACAGUUCAAGAAUGUAGAGACGGAAUUGUAGUACGCGUAGCUUUACCAGGAGAUAUUCAGACAGCCAUUGAAAAAAAGCGAGAAAAAUUAUUAAAAGAAGGAUUAGUUCUACAACCAUUUAUAAUUGUUCAGGGAACCGGCACUAUUAUUAACCAUAUAUAUGUAAGUGUUGAUAAUACCUUGUAUAUUGUACCAUCGAUUCUAAAAGCCGUGGAUGUUUGUUUCCGCUGCUAUCACGUCUUUCAUUUAAAGUACCCUAUUGAAGCAGAACAUUGUUGGCUAUUUAUACAGUUGGCAUUGUACAAAUUUAAGACCAAAUGGGAUAUGCCCAUCCCCAAUAUCUUUGACCUUGUGAAUAAGGUUACGGUAUAA
Photinus pyralis (common eastern firefly) is the source of this 1647-nucleotide messenger RNA. RefSeq lists its product as uncharacterized. The record is from RefSeq and is a predicted model, not a curated record. Lineage: Eukaryota; Metazoa; Arthropoda; Insecta; Coleoptera; Lampyridae. The transcript has 10 exons. Bases 16 to 1647 code for a protein of 543 amino acids.